CAGUACCCGCACAGUACUAAACCCCUGGCACACACGCAAGCGCUGCACACCUCAGCAGGUUGGCAGGAAGCCGAACUUGUGGCGGUUCAUCCUUACGGCGAUGAAGGCUACGAGCCUGGCUUAAAAGCUACCAUGCCGGCACCCUCUGGCGUUAUCGACUGGGACGCCUUGCACAUCGAUGCCUCUAGGAUGGAUAUAGACAGCAUCACCAAGAAGGCCGUCGAUGAGAAGUUGGGCUAUCCGGCCUACGUUCUCUCCCUCACCCUCCAAAACGAGGACCUGAACUCGUUCGGUUACUUUGACGGAACAGACUAUCCUUACAGCGGGAGCACGGAGGCCGGCUCGUGGCUUCCGCCGCUGAAUAUGUCGCUAGACGCGCUGAUCCCCCAGAAGGGACUCGUCCGCGGGCUCGUAUGGGAGAUGGAAGCGUACGAUACCGAGCGAUUUUCCGAGCUGCGCGACGUGCUGCCCGGGAUCUUGGAGCUCGCUUGUAGCGACUCCAUGGAGGAGAGCGCGCUGUGGAGGCACAUGCUCCUCCUGACUCUCGUCCGCCAGCGCAAGUCUGCCGGUUACUGGGAGUUGGUGGAGCUGGUCGUCCUCUGCGCGCUCCCGCGGCAGCUGAAGGACCCCGGCGAGAUGUGUAGCCUGCUCUCGGGCCUGGAAUCGUGGAUUCGUGGCGAGGGCGACGACUGCUGGCCGGAGUUACUUAGCACGAGCACAUGGAUAUCACAGCCACCUCCCGGGGAGCCGGUGGAUAGCCGGCGCAACGCGCAAGGGCGCACCUGCCUCCCUUUGGCCGUCGAAGCACCUCUUUUGCACUGGCACCGCAAAGUAUUCACCCUACUAGACGGCAUCGAAUACAACUUUGGAAACUGGCUUGUGCUUCCGCAGCGCUCGAUGCGCUUCGAAUGCGUGGAGGAGUUGGAAGGGUCCUGUCCAUUGGGCGAGGAUGUUCGGCAAGCCGCAGACUUUCUCGGCGGGGAUAGGAGAGUCCUGCCCGAUUAUAAGUUAUAACGCGUCUAGAAAGUUGACAGACGCAUGGCCGUAUGGUCGCACCGGCUUUCGGAAAACGGUAUCCUGGAGAAGGGCCAUGAUGGUUGGAUAACCGUACCCCUUGGCCAAGAGGCGCGAUAUAAGUGGUUUCUUUAGCAGAAAUUGGCAAGCUGGAGAAUUUAGCGGCGGUUCUUCAGUCAUGGCCCUGGAGCAUUGUGUCGGGUGCUCGCUGUAUGCUGCGUCAAUGCUCUAGUUUUUGAGUGCUGGACGAAUUCACACCUUUCGCCGGGCCGACAUCCAGCUUGCCUCUGGUCGAUGG
Molecule: messenger RNA, 1312 nt
Organism: Lasiosphaeria miniovina
Lineage: Eukaryota; Fungi; Ascomycota; Sordariomycetes; Sordariales; Lasiosphaeriaceae
Exons: 5
Coding region: 133-1014 (293 amino acids)
Source: RefSeq, a predicted model, not a curated record